AUGGUGCGCGUGCCCGGAUCUACUAGUCCGAAAGGGGACGUGAAGGUGAAGGGUGAGCGGGACCCUGGCGUCGCUGAAAAGCGAGGUCAAAACCUGGAGCGCGAGCAUCUGAAGGGGGUCAUCCGCGACCCCGCUGCCCGAAGCGAUGCUCUAGACGCUGCGAUGGACUACAUGGAAGUCGAAGAUGCGAAGAAGAAAGCCGAGAAGAAAACGGAGAAAUUGGAGAUCUCGGCGCUAGCGGUCCAUGGCCCCCGCAACGACACUCACGAUGAAGACAAACGAUUUCGUGAAGCCGAAGUCAACUACUUCCGUCUAGAGCUUGCGUUCCUGCUUCAGAGAGAUCCGCUCCUGCUUCGCAACCCGCGCACGCUAACAAUCCGAGAUCCGCUUCACGCCGUCACGAUGCUGUUCUGCGUGCUCGAAGAUGCUGGUUUCAAGGUACAUGAACAGCGGAUCUCCACCGAUGUACGCGAGUACGAUCUGGAAACCACCGUCCUUACGCUCGCGCGGGUGUACGCAGUGUUGCAGAAGCUCGUCCCGAGUGCAGAUGUCUCAUCCGCGCCGUUGCCGACCGGAGACCUCACACCUCCUCGGUUGGACGAUUCCCGGAUCUCCUUCAAGUUUGAAGAUGACGGUGACGCUCUCAUGAGGAGCACUACCUCAACCAAGAAGCCUCCACCGGCCCCACGACGCGGGAAGUCUGCGCAAGUGUCAAAUAUUGCGCAGACUCGCCCAGCGAGAGGACCACGUGGGAGGAUCCAGGAGGCUCAAGAGGUUGCAACAGAGCCCGGUCGCCCCGGCGGUGUGGCUGAAUACCUUCUUUACCAGUUUGCGAACGAGCGAGACGAGCCUGAAGACGUUGAGAUGCAACCUGUCACUGCGUCUCCCGCUCGGCCACGUAUCGGGUACCGAUCCCAGACACAACCGGAAUACCAAGGAGAUCUCCAUGACCUAUCCGAUGACCUCGACUAUGAUGGAGGUGGUGGAACCGGAGGUCGUGUCGCAGCUGUGUCCACGGCGACUAGGUUGCGAGCAUCGGCUGUGUCCGAACCGAAGGACUUCAGCGGCAAGGAACAUGACGAAGAAGCCGCCCGAGCCUGGUUCAACAAGCUGAGCCGCACCGCUCGCGCGUCGUGGACUGACCUGGGUGAACAGUUCCAGAUCCACUUUUGCGGUAAAGGGAUCUCCCUCGCGCGCAAGUACUACCACAUGCGGCGCGGGAGUCAGGAAGACCCACUGGAUUACUUAUACCGGCUGAAUCUGGCCGGGAUACGUGCAAACUUGAAGAUCCAUGAUGGCACCAAGGAACAACGACGUGAAUACGUCGACCACUACAUCGAUACAGUCCAAGAUGACGAUCUCGCCGGAUCUCUGGCCCCCGCCCCUGCAGCCUCCUCGAGGGCGGUGCGGGUUGUGACUACCGGUCGCGGACGCCGCGGAGAUCACGGAGAUCUCAACGAGUUCGAGGGCGAAUCAAGCAGUUCCAAUAGCGAAUCUGAAGACGAAAGAGCGCACGUGUUUUCGGCAGCUAGGACGCCUACACCAGGAGAUGGUGAACAGCCAGGGGCGCGCCAAGACCGCGAAGACCAACUGGGGCGCCCGAAGUACGGCAUUCGAUGCUCACACUGUGGAUCUCGCAAGCAUACGGAUCUCGGGUGCUGGAAGAGGCUCACGUGCCAGAAGUGUGGACGCAUGGGUCAUCCUACCGACAAGUGCUUCUACGUCUGCAAGUGCUGUGGAGACGUUCACGAAGCAGGUCAGUGUAAAAUCGGCGACUUCUUCGAUGCUGAUCGCCAAUGGUACAACUCGACUCGCCAUGCCGGACUGCUGCCCGAGAGCGUCGAGAAGGCGUUAAACUAG
Phytophthora sojae is the source of this 1860-nucleotide messenger RNA. RefSeq lists its product as hypothetical. Lineage: Eukaryota; Oomycota; Peronosporomycetes; Peronosporales; Peronosporaceae. The transcript has 6 exons. The record is from RefSeq and is a predicted model, not a curated record. Bases 1 to 1860 code for a protein of 619 amino acids.